Molecule: messenger RNA, 1472 nt
Organism: Monomorium pharaonis (pharaoh ant)
Lineage: Eukaryota; Metazoa; Arthropoda; Insecta; Hymenoptera; Formicidae
Product: transposon Tf2-1 polyprotein
Source: RefSeq, a predicted model, not a curated record
AUGCCGGUCGACCACUCGCCGAUGAAAGCCCCACCGGGCACUGUAACCGACGCGACGAAUGACGAACUUUGGUUUGCAUCCUUGGAAAGCGAAUUUACAGCUUAUCGUGUACGUUCUGACGACAUAAAAUACAGCGCUGUUGUGCGACAUUUGGACGAACAUACGAUGCUUGCUGUCGCAGACGUCCUUGAGCAACCGCCGAGCACAGAUUCUCUGGAAAAGCAAUUGCGAACAUUAUUGGACGGAAUGGAAUUGGGCGACAAAACACCGUCAGUACUACUAAGGAAAAUGCGGACCUUAGCCGGGGCGAAUGUCACGGACAAUAUGCUUUGCACGUUAUGGUUACAACGGCUUCCUACACGGAUACAUGAGGUAUUAUCCGUCCUGGAUGAUGUGAGUCUAGACAAACUAGCUGCAUGCGCAGAUAAGGCACAUGAACGAGGCUCAGGUAACAAUACAAUUACGUUGGUUAAGGAAUCACAGAGCGAUGAUUUGCAAACAUUGAAAAGUCAAGUCGAGCAAUUAACAAAAGCAGUUGCAGCUAUUGACCAUUUAGCUGGAUAUUUUGCGUCGCCGACGUCUCAACUCCCAUCAUUGGCGCAGAUUUUUUUAUACAAUUUUAAUUUGUCGGUAGAUUUGCGGAGAAGAUGUUUACAGGACAAUCAGACUGGGAUAGAAAGAAGAAGACAACUAAUCUCAAAAACACACGUGUCAGUACAUGCAGUAGUAAAGCCUGGUGCACCUUAUUAUAAAUUAUUGACUGAAUUUAAGAAUCUGACAAAACCUUCACAGCCCCAUGCGCUAAGGCAACAUGGCGUGUACCAUCAUAUCCAGACUAAAGGACCUCCAGUCGCACAGGCAUUUCGUCGUUUGCCACCGGAGAAAUUACGGAUUGCAAAAACUUAAUUUUCAUAUUUGAUAGAGAAAGGAAUAUGCAGACCAUCUAAUAGCCCAUGGGCCUCCCCACUACACUUAGUGCCCAAAAAGAUGCCAGGUGUUUGGAGACCAUGUGGAGAUUUUAGAAAAUUGAACGCCGUAACGGUACCAGACCGUUACCCGUUACCACAUAUACACGAUUUUUCACACGGACUAUACGGAAAGCGAAUCUUUUCAUCCAUCGAUCUAGAAAAGGCAAAUUAUCACAUACCAGUAGCCGAAGAAGAUGUACCUAAAACUGCAGUCAUCACUUCUUUUGGCCUUUUCGAAUUUUUGGCCAUGCCGUUUGGUUUAAAAAAUGCCGCGCAAACGUUUCAGCGUUUUAUGAAUUCUAUUUUCCAGGAUCUCGAUUAUGUCUAUAUUGACGAUAUCCUGGGGGCAUCCGAAUCUCCGGAGCAACAUGUGGAACACCUGCGCAUAGUAUUCCAAAGAUUAUUAACCGCAGGCGUCUCAAUAAAUGCAUCUAACAAGAGGACCUUACGGGUCAUGGGUCAUCGAUUCUUUUCAUACUUAUAGGAUUUGAAGAUCAGUACCCG